Mycotypha africana is the source of this 657-nucleotide messenger RNA. RefSeq lists its product as uncharacterized. The transcript has a single exon. Bases 1 to 657 code for a protein of 218 amino acids. NCBI's taxonomy places the organism in Eukaryota, Fungi, Mucoromycota, Mucoromycetes, Mucorales, Mycotyphaceae. The record is from RefSeq and is a predicted model, not a curated record.
AUGGUUACAAACACUAAUAUACCAAACCGCACAUCUUGUCUUGUACAAUCACUUUCCAGUAAAAAAAGAAGAUCGCCCGACUUCCGUCGUGUCCACUUUUGUACUCAACCUCAGCGUAUCAUUUACACUUAUUCUCAUUCAGACUAUGACAGGAGUGGCCCUUUCUACGAUAUCUUUGAACACUAUGCUAAAGAGAAGUUCAUCGUAGCGCUUUCCAUUAGUUUCGUUCAAUUACAAAAGGAAUCCAAACAAAAACAAGAACAGCAGCGUCCAAAACCUUUCACAAGUACUACAUCAAUCACAACAAUUUCACAAAAAACUGAAUUGCCUGCUGACAAUACUCGACCUAAACAACGCACCGUCGAAGAACAGAAGCUUGGAAAGAGAAAACGUCCUAAUCUCUCGGUCGAUACCACUAAUAUGAGUCCCUUGUAUCUAACCAAUUUAACAACAAAUUAUCAGAGUAAAAGGCUAAGACUGCAGUCGUUUAAGCGAGAAGACAUUUCUCUUCCUUCUCCUUCUCCUUUUACUGCAGUCGACACAAUAACGACAAGUAGCUUCGACAGCUAUAACAAUGAUCUGGAGAGAGAUGACAGUUGCACUGAUGACAUCACAAAGAAAAAUGCAAGGAGAAAUAGUUUGCCAUUUUACCCGUGA